UUUAAUAUAAUUUUCUUUGGCGUUUUCUUUCUCACGCUUCUUCUAAAAGCUGACAUGUGCAAAGUAAACCACACGACGACGAGUUCUACUUUACCUAAUCAAAAGUAGUUUUGUCCGAGAGACUAUAUAAAGAAGCUCGAGGUUUCUUGGGGAGAUUCAGAAUCGAAUAAGAUGGACGACGAUAUGUGGGCUGUUUCCUCUUCUGGCUCUUCCAGAAGCCAUCGAUCAGCAGCAACCACUGCUAAGUACCAAUCUGGUUCUUAUCUAGAUUCGGGAGAUUUUGAGGAAGAUGAAGACGAUGUUGAAGUGGAUUACCCGUGCCCGUUUUGCUCCGAUGAUUAUGAUUUAGUCGAGCUGUGUCACCAUAUCGACGAAGAACAUAAUCUUGAAGCUACCCAUGGGGUAUGUCCGGUUUGUAGCAAAAGGGUGAAGAUGCAUAUGGUGGAUCAUAUUACCACACACCAUAGAGAUGUCUUGAAGAGCGGGCAGAAGGAGACUUACGAGGAAGAUCCAUAUUCUUCAUCGGAUAAUUAUCUUCAAGAUGAUCUGUCUCCAUCUAUGAAUCAUCAUCAUACUUCUAAAACCGAUGAGUUCUUGUCUUUCCUCAACAAUUCUCCAUUGCCAAACCAAACCAAGCCUGCGCAGGAGGUUGAGUCAAGUGUUGAAGACAAGGCUUUGGUUGAGGAUUCAGGAAAAGACAGGAAGCUGUCAACGCCUUUGUCGGAUAGUGAACAGCUGGAGAAGGCAAACAAGUGUGAGUUUGUACAGGGACUAUUGUCAUCAGCCAUGUUUGACGAUGGAUGUGACUUCUUCUGAGAAAAUAAAGAUGCCCAAGGCUGUAAUGGCAUAAAAGGCUGGUCAUUGGCAUUGUUGUAAUUUUAUUCAGUCUAUUUAUUGUAUAUGUAUUUCUUUUA
This is a messenger RNA of Brassica oleracea var. oleracea, 914 nucleotides long. Its product is annotated as protein DEHYDRATION-INDUCED 19 homolog 2. The record is from RefSeq and is a predicted model, not a curated record. NCBI's taxonomy places the organism in Eukaryota, Viridiplantae, Streptophyta, Magnoliopsida, Brassicales, Brassicaceae. Bases 172 to 816 code for a protein of 214 amino acids. The transcript is spliced from 4 exons.